UAUUGUGAGGAUGUUCGUGUAGUGAUGAGGCAACGGAGUUACUGUAAAGUCUGUGGCGAAAAGGUCGUUUUAUAGACCCCAGACUUCGGAUUGAUACCGAUUAUAAAUGCAACUUAAAGGCUACAUUUUACCGCGUCCUCUGUAAAAAGUGGCUAACUCUGAGUUACAACUGGGAACAAGGAGGCGGUAACGUGACAGUAAUUUCGGCCAAAAUGAACGCAAGUAAAAGCAAAGACAGCGGUGAAGUUAUUAGAAACUACCACAAGCAGGCGUUUGAGUAUAUAUCGAAGGCAUUAAAGAUCGACGAAGAUGAUACAGGGGAAAAGGAGCAGGCUGUGCGGUGGUACCAGAAAGGAAUCGAUGAGCUUGAAAGGGGAAUUGCGGUCGAGCUCACGGGACAAGGAGAGCAAUAUGAACGAGCAAAGAGACUUCAAGAUAAGAUGAUCUGCAAUCUCACCAUGGCGAAAGACAGACUUGCCCUUUUAGACGCAACACUGGCAUCUAAAAGGAGCUGUGAUCCCCAGAAGACCUCAAAUCAUGUUCUUCCACAAGCGAAGCCGGUGCCUAAAAGCCAGCCUGCAGGGCGAGGCAUGUCCACAACCGUCAGGCCUUCCUCUGCUGUCAGACCCUCAUCUAGACCCGCUGAGGCAAAGGUGACCCCGCGGAUGGGAAAAGCUCAAAAUGGAAAACCGGCAGCUGUGAAACAGCCUCCAAAGAGGGAUAUGAAAAACUUCAAGAACGUUGACAGCAAACUGGCCAACUUGAUCAUGAAUGAAAUUGUUGACAGUGGAGCGUCUGUAUCUUUUGAAGACAUCGCGGGACAGGAGCUGGCCAAGCAAGCACUCCAGGAGAUCGUCAUCCUCCCGGCCCUAAGACCAGAGCUCUUUACUGGUUUGAGAGCUCCAGCACGUGGCUUGCUUUUAUUUGGCCCACCUGGAAAUGGGAAAACCAUGCUGGCCAAAGCAGUCGCAGCCGAGUCAAAUGCCACAUUCUUCAACAUCAGCGCUGCCAGUUUGACUUCUAAAUAUGUGGGAGAGGGCGAGAAGCUUGUACGAGCACUGUUUGCAGUUGCCAGAGAAUUACAGCCCUCUGUCAUCUUCAUCGAUGAAGUUGACAGCUUGCUCUGUGAAAGGAGGGAGGGAGAACACGAUGCCUCUCGUCGAUUAAAAACCGAGUUCCUCAUUGAGUUUGAUGGGGUGCAGUCAGGAGGGGAUGACAGGGUGCUUGUAAUGGGAGCGACCAACAGGCCUCAGGAGCUCGAUGAAGCAGUGCUGAGGCGCUUUGCAAAGAGGGUUUAUGUGGCGUUGCCGGAUGCAGAGACAAGAUUCACUCUGCUGAAAAAUCUUCUGGGAAAGCAGGGGAAUCCACUGAGCAAGAAUGAGCUGUCUUCUCUUGCCAAAGCGACUGCAGGAUAUUCAGGAAGUGACCUCACGUCGCUAGCCAAAGAUGCUGCACUUGGGCCGAUUCGAGAGUUGGGACCAGACCAAGUCCGAAGUAUGGCUGCGAGUGAGAUGCGUAACAUCAAGAUGAAAGACUUUGAGGACUCCCUGAAGCGCGUUAAGCCCAGUGUUAGCCCAGCAACUCUUAACAUGUAUUCCAAAUGGAACAAAGAUUUCGGUGACACAACAGCUUUGUGAGCUCGAUAGUUCAUUUUCACUUGUAAAAAAAAACAAACAAACAAAAAGAAGGUGAAAAUGAAAAAACAGUUGAUCGUCCUGUUUUAACCUACGGGUACAAGAUGUCAUUAACAAAUGAACUUCAAAACCUGGAACACUUUAUAGGUUGAUAAAGCAAUAAUAUAUGUAAAUAUUAUGCCAUUUUGCAGCAUUAUUGCUACAUUUCCUGUUUUAUGGGAAGGCUUUGCUAGUAAGAUUUGUAUGAGUUUCUUUAUUACUCUCCUAAAACACUUUUGCUACUUGAAAUUUCAUUAUUUAUUCUUAAGAAUGUCCUGCAAAAUUACAAGUGAUCUUUCUCUUGCCUCAAGAGGGCAGCAAGUUUCUGCAAAUCCUGACAUCACCUCACUGAUCCAGACUGUUUUGCACAACAUCUUUUAGUUCCCUGAUGUAUUGACAUGUCGAUGGUAUUGAUCACCAAGUGCUGUACUUGUACACAUGCCAGAGUGAUAAUAAUUGGGAGAAGAUUUGUCAAAUUGGGUUCUUUUGUUGUUUUUGGAUUUUUUUUCCAUUUGUUGCUAUAGUUUAUAGAUACUAAUGCUUUGAAAGUUUGAGACCUAAUGAAUUUUCAUGUUGGCCAGCUCUUUUUCUUUUUUUGUCAUGACAUUUAGUUGACAAUGGCUUCCCACUCUCCUCAUGCAUCAAUAAACUGGUAUAUUAAAGUCU
This is a messenger RNA of Chelmon rostratus (copperband butterflyfish), 2339 nucleotides long. Its product is annotated as spastin-like. Gene Ontology annotation, molecular function: ATP binding; ATP hydrolysis activity. Lineage: Eukaryota; Metazoa; Chordata; Actinopteri; Chaetodontiformes; Chaetodontidae. The record is from RefSeq and is a predicted model, not a curated record. The coding region runs from base 213 to 1637 and encodes 474 amino acids. Gene Ontology annotation, cellular component: microtubule cytoskeleton. The transcript has 16 exons.